Messenger RNA from Ceratotherium simum simum (southern white rhinoceros), 1701 nucleotides. NCBI's taxonomy places the organism in Eukaryota, Metazoa, Chordata, Mammalia, Perissodactyla, Rhinocerotidae. The record is from RefSeq and is a predicted model, not a curated record.
AUGAUUAAGUUCCAGGAAGGCGUGACCUUCAAGGACGUGGCUGUGGUCUUCACGGAGGAGGAGCUGGCAUUGUUGGACAAGGCCCAGAUCAACCUGUACCGCGAUGUGAUGCUGGAGAACUUCAGGAACCUCAUCUCAGUGGGAGACGAGAUUAAAAAGAACAUUUCGAAUCUUCAGGAAAAAGGGUUGAGUUACCUCCUGCAAGAAGUGCUCUACUGUUGGCAGAUUUGGACACAAAGGAUCAGUGAAUUAACUGUGGGUCAGGAUUCUGUCACCAGUCUUCAAGGAGAUUGUCCCCAAUAUUUAGAAGGAGAUGUCUCCCUCUGUGAAGAGUGGGCAGGAGCAUCUCUUCAGAUUUGUGAAAAUGAAAACUAUGUAACAAAUGCCGUUAAUUUAGAAAACCAAGAUGGCGCGGCUUGGAAGGGCCCGACACAGACCCCAGAAUCUUGGAGGAAAGCCGUCAUAAUGACUGAGCCCCAGAAAUCUCAGGGAAGAUGUAAGAGAAUUCCUGUGGAAGAGACAUCGUAUGGAUGUGCUCGGUGUGAUGACAGCUUCAAUCGGACCUCACGUGAUCUAGGUGAUUCCCAAGAAUGUAAAGGAGACGAAUCUUGUACAUACACCGCCUGUGGGGAAAACUUGGUUAUGAAAUCAGCAGUCCAACAACAUACUGUGGUCCACGCAGUCUCACAACCUUUGAAAUGUAAUAACUAUGGAAUGGGCUUCAUAGAGGAUACAAAUCCUCAUGGUCAUCAUGGUGCUCAUAUAGGAGAAAAAUCUCAUAAAUGUGAUCAGUGUAGAGAAGACUUUAGUCAAAGCUCAGAUGUUAUUGCUCAUUAUCAAACCCACUCAGAUGAGAAGCCGUAUGAAUGUCAGGAGAGGGCUGAGGGCUGUAAACAGAGCUCAGACCUUCCCAAAUAUCAGAAGGGCGCCUUGGGAGACAAACCCUAUAGCUGCAUUAAAUGUGGCAAGGGCUUCAGGCGCAUCUCCUCUCUUCACAUCCAUCACCGCGUCCCCACGGGGGAGAUGCCCUACAGAUGUGAGGUGUGUGGGAAGGGGUUUGGGUUCAGGUCCCUUCUUUGUAUUCAUCAGGGAGUGCACACCGGGAAGAAGCCCUAUAAAUGUGAGGAGUGUGGGAAGGGCUUUGACCAGAGCUCCAAUCUGCUCGUCCAUCAGAGAGUCCACACAGGGGAGAAACCUUACAAAUGCAGCGAGUGUGGCAAACACUAGUCGAGCUCCGUGCUUCAAGUCCACUGGAGGUUGCACACGGGGGAGAAGCCUUAUAGGUGUGGGGAGUGUGGAAAGGGCUUCAGCCAGAGUGCCCAUCUUCACAUCCACCGGAGGGUCCACACCGGGGAGAAACCCUACCAGUGCGGUGUGUGUGGAAAGACGUUUGCAUACAGUUCAGUCCUUCACACUCAUCAGAGAGUUCACACAGGAGAGAAACCAUAUAAAUGUGGUGAGUGUGGUAAGGGCUUCAGUUGGAACUCAGAUCUUCACGUUCAUCUCCAAGUCCACACGGGAGAGCGGCCCUGUAAGUGUAAAGAAUGCGGCAAGGGCUUCAGCCGUAACUCGGAUCUCCUUGCUCAUCAGAGAGCGCAUAUGGAUGAGAUGCAGUAUCCACGUCGUGAGCAUGGCGAGGGUUUUCGUCAUAGCUCAGACCUUACUCGUCAAAGACUGCACAAAAGGACAGAAGCAUUAUAA